AUGUUGAUGGAGAUGGCAGAGGAAAUUAGAAGAGAGAUUGAUGGAGGUUUGGAGGAUGUGAGGGCGCAGCAUUGGCCUCCGCCUCCGAGUCCUUCAAGCUCUUCGGGUUCCUCUAGGUCUUCAUCUUCAUCUUGGCGGUCGACUUCGAGCUCAAGCUCCUCGACCUCACUCGAUUCUGAUUCUUAUUUUGAUUCUGACUCUGAUUCUAAUUCUGAUUCUAACUCUGACUCUGACUCUGAAUCUGAUUCUGAUUCCGAUUCCGAUUCCGAUUCCGAUUCCGAUUCCGAUUCCGAUUCCGAUUCCGAUUCAAACGGUCCUGGUCACGAUGGUCCUGGUCCUGGUCCUGACGGUCCUGGUCCUAGUCCUGGCUCUGGUUUUGGUCCGAGUUCAUUGUUUUCACCCCCCGACCAGAAAUCUGGGCACGAGACUGCCCCCAAUCCAAAUUCGGGUUUGUGUUCGUGCUCAGGGCACUCAUCAAAUCUAGAAGAGCUAGAAUCGGAAUCAGAUUGGUCACAGUUAUCAGAGUCGUAUUGGGCAGAUCAAUCAGAGUCUGAAGAGUAUUCGACACACGGUUCUGAAGACUUCGAUGAUAUCAAUAACGACUCAGAUCUUGAUAUCGAUUCAGUCUCUACAUCUGAACCGGAAGAUAACCUUUUAUACAUGCACUCUUCCAGCCUGGGCUCUUACUUCUCCAUUAUACGCCCAGGCAAGAGAGCUUGCAAAAGAAUCCUCCUAGAUUCGCGUCUAUCCAAUCCAGAGCUAAUGACCUGCAGAUCUCUGGGAUGCAGUCAAUCUUACAGCUUUGGUCGGGAGCUAAUGAAGCACCAACGUAUGAAGCAUCAUUUGUUCUGCCAUCUUUGCCGUGAAUUCUUCGACACUUAUGAAUCAUUCAUGGAACAUAUUUUCUAUGAGACUCAUGAUGCUCGUAUGCAAUACACUAAGGACAACCUCGGCUCCCCUAGCUUUUCUUCCGGAAAUGAGGAAACUAAUAAAGAUAACGACGACGAGGACGACUACAGCGACAAUCUUUAUUAUUGUCCUUACGAGGGCUGCCAAGUCAGGUUUGGAUUCAAGUUUAUUGACCAUCUCGCCGCUCACAGGCGAAGACAGGAGCAUUGGUAUUGUCAAGCCUGCGAGUUAUUCUUCAACAGCGAUGAAGAAUGGAAUAUGCAUAAUUUGCUAAACAAAAGGGAUCCAUCGACUGAACUCGAUAAGCUUCAUCGAGAUACCGGAAGCAAGGUGAAUGUCACUUUUGUAUCUGCAUCUCAAGAACCCCCUCCUUUCAAUUCUACCCCCGGUUCAGAAUCGACAGAAGAGUCAAGUCAUCCGGCUUCUUCGAGUAUACCCACCCAACAAUCAAAUGCAUCUAUUCUCAGUCAAAGAACUAGCCGCCAAUCCCAUAUUCCGCCAUCAAAUUUAGCAAGAGGAGAUGAAGCCAAUUAUACCACUGCCCCUGCCCCUAGCAUGGCAUCUUCAGAUGUACCUGAACUCAGCAGAUCAACAGAAUUUUCUGGAGGUGAAUCUCCAGCUGAAACUCUAGUCUGCUCAACUGACGAUGAAGAUACAUUAUAUGAUCCUUACACCCCAUAUGUCAGCAGAACUGGGAGCCCUACCACUGAAUCCAACAGCAGCAACGACCAUGAUAGCGAUUCUGAAGAUCCCCACUUCUCUAACAAUCCAAUUACAAGAUCAAAUUCCGAACCCCUCAACCCACCCAGUUCGGGAGACGGAGACAAAGAAGCCCGUCCCAAAAAAUUUAAAUGCAGACACUGCCUUGCCAUGUUCCCCAAUGGGAAAACUUUAUUCGUCCACCUCGCGGCUACCAGACACUUCUUUUCAUCCCAAUACACUUCUUCACCAGGUCGUGUAGAGAACGAGAGUUUAUUCCGAACAAACUGGGAUGCAACUCCUUUCUUAUGUCGCCCCUGUGGAACGCGGUUUAUCAAUGUAGAAGAUCUGGAAGAGCAUUUUUUUAAUCUUCAUGCUAACCGUAAUUUCGCAUGGAUGUGGAACUACUGUGCUUGUGGAAAGUUCUUCGAAAACCGAUGGCAUGAUGUACUUCAUCAUUUGGACAGCGGGUUAUGUGAAAGUGGGAUUGGAGCUGGGUGGAUAGAUAGGAUGGUUGAAAAGGGAGUCAUCAACACUGAAUGGAAAAAUUACUUCUUGGAGACACUUGAGAAACAAGAACAGGAAGGGACGGAAGUGGAAACCAAUCCAUUCUCACACAAGUCUUCGAACAACUGCCAAUGGACUGAAGAUGCUGAAGACAAAAACACUGACGGGGCCUCAACCUCCUCGCUCAGCUCAUCCUCAUUUAUAAACUUCGACUCCUCUUCAAACGGUAACUACACCGGCAGCGACAGCGUCAAAAGCAGUUCAGGAGUCUCCGGCUCCGACGAACGGGAAUCAGAUCCGGGCUCGGAGAAAGGGAAUGCAAACCGCUCUUGCACAGAUACUUCGAGGGAUCGAACGCAAGAUGACCCAAAUGAGACGUGGUAUUUCGUGAACUAUGAUCAAAGCGCUCAUGGGACAGUCGUCCGGAUACAGAGUGCGAGCGACGGGGAUGCUAAUGAAGAGGAUCAUGAGGAGAAUCAUGACUUAAAUGAGAUUGAUCACUUGGUAAAUGCGGCCAAAGAUCUUUUCGGAUCUCUGAAACAAAGAUUGACCCGUAGGGUGAGAUGA
This is a messenger RNA of Orbilia oligospora ATCC 24927, 2682 nucleotides long. RefSeq lists its product as uncharacterized. The transcript has a single exon. The coding region runs from base 1 to 2682 and encodes 893 amino acids. Lineage: Eukaryota; Fungi; Ascomycota; Orbiliomycetes; Orbiliales; Orbiliaceae. The record is from RefSeq and is a predicted model, not a curated record.